AUGUAUUCCUACUCAGAUAUUAAUGAUUACAUUCAUCAGUACAUGGAUCAAAAGUCUCAUCACACAACAGAUUCUAAAGGUACAAAAAAGUACUCCAUCAAUUUGACUUUUGUGUUAUCCACCUAUCGUGUGUUAGUAUCACUUGAUGGUGAUUAUCAACUUGACCUUAGAGGAACAGAAUUUGGAGACCUAAUUGGUUUUGAAAAGAAAUUUAUUAAUAAAACAGAGUAUGGAUCAAAACUACCAAAUAUCACAAAUUCGAUUGAUGUGUUAAAUAUCAACACAACCGCAAUAACAGAUAGCAUAGUAAAUGGAAUAAAUACAAAUACCAUUGCUGUGAUACCAACCGAUAAUCUAACAAGAUCUUAUCCAUUUACGUUUGAGCCUAAAAGACCAUUGUAUUGUCCUGUUUCUUCAUUUCACAUUGAUGAAAUGAGAAUAUAUGUCACAGACUCACUUGGAAGGCCUGUAAAUUUCAAUGGUAUAGAUUGGUUUAUGACUUUGAUACUCCACUCAAUGAGCUGAGGGAGGGGUGUUGAGGGGUGCCCGAAGGGCUUGUCCGUAGGUUCCCCUUAUUAUAUAACUAUUAUAAUAAAAAUGACGAGACAAUCAGAGUAUAAAAAGAGAUUUGACCCUGAAUUGUGUAGUUUUACAAAACAACAUAUUUAUGGCGAAGGAAUAACAGAUGUUUUUAAAUCGUUUGGAUCAAAAUUAUUUGGAAAGACAAUUAAAAAAGCCGCUAAAAAAGGCGUUGAAAAAGCAGUGACAGCAGCUGCAACAAAAACCGGUGAACAUGUUGGCAAAAAGGCCGGUGAUAAGAUAGUUAAAUUAUUAUCUAGGGAAGUUGCGCCUAGGAAAAUUGCUUCCCCCCCAGCAGGGGGGUUUAGGGGGGACGCAGUCCCCCCAUCUCAACAAGAGAUAGAUCAAAUGUUGAAUAACCUUCUUAGUGGGGGUUCAACACGUAAGAGAAAAUUCUACAAUUAUUAAAUUGGGUACCCCCCUAUAAGGGGAACCUACGGAUAAGCCCUUCGGGCACCCCUCAACACCCCUCCCUUUUUAGCAGCAGGGGGUGUUGAGGGGUGCCCGAAGGGCUUAUCCGUAGGUUCCCCUUAUAGGGGGGUUUUGGGGGCCCCCAUAAAAUUAUAUAAUUAUUAAAAUAAAAUGAAGUCUUUUAGAAAUCCAAAAUAUUUAGACAGAUAUGAGGAUGUUGUUUAUGACCUGGAACAGACUUUAGAUGCGGCUCCAGCAAAUGCCGCUCACCAAACUAAAACAGGUCUUAGAUUUGUAGCUGAUAACACAGGAGAAUCCACUCCUUUUGAUUGGUAUAACGCACGAUUAUCAAUGGAUUUUAAAGUAAAUAAGCUGGCAGAUGGAGGAAAUAUAGCAGUUGCUGACCAUAAUGGAAUUGUAAAUGGUAGUAACUCCUUUAUAGAAAAAUUAAGUAUCCUAGCAAAUGGACGAGAAGUUUAUAGUUGUAAUUAUGCGAAUCAUGUUGUAAAUAUCAAGAAUUUACUUGAGUAUAAUCCUUCAUAUGCACAGAGUGUUGCUACAAACGAAUUUUAUUUUCUUGAUACUUCAAGAGCGGCAGAGGAAAGACCUGCUCAAGGAACUUAUAAUAAAGGUUUUCAUAGUAGGAAAUUACUAUUAGGUGCAUCAGCCACAGUAAACUGUGAAAUUCCUCUUAAUAGAUAUUCUUUCUUUGAAGCAUUGGAAGAUAAACUACUUCCUAAUACAAAAAUCGAACUAAAUAUCGAGAUUGAAAAAGAUGCAAAUUUAAUUUUUAAAGCUGCUGAUGAUUGUAGAGUUAUUAUAACAAGACUACAACUUUUUAUUCCAAAACUUACGUUUAAUGACGAUGGAGUAAAGUUGUACAUGGAAAAUUAUCUUAAACCUUACAAAUGGACAUAUUUGAAUGAGGUGGUUGAAAGAUCAAAUAAUACACAGCAACAGACAGGUCAUUUUAGAAUUACAAAUGCUAUUUCAAAACCACGUCAUGUAUUUGUUUUUGGAAUUGAUACAGCAAGAAUUGAUUCACAAACAGCAAAUCCGUUUGUAUACGACACUUUUGAUCUGCCAAAUAAUGCUAAUAUAUCAAGAUGUUACCUGGAAGUUGCAAAUGGAAACGAAUACCCCGAUAUUCACUUUAAACCUUCUACAGAUAUGUCAAGAGUUUUUAGAAAUGUAAUGACAUACGUCUAUGCAAAUAAUGAUUAUCAAGGUGGAACAUUACUUAAUAGAAGUAAUUUCAAAAGUUUAUUUCCUUUUGUGUAUUUUGAUUUGACUAAACAGAAAAUGGAUAUAAAAGACGGUGUUACAAAAUUAGCAUUUCAUUACGAGUUGUCUGCUAAUCCAAACGCUGAUUAUAAUAUUUACGCGCUAGUCUUACAUGAAAGAGUAGCAGAAAUAUCACAACAAGAUGGAAAACUAUUGCUUCGUGCAUAAGGGAAUCCCUACCUUAGAUACACCGCAUAUGAUUACACAGAAUUUUCCACAAGUUGUUAUGAUUACACAGAAUUUUCCACAAGUUGUUAAAGUUACACAACAUUUUUACACAACAUUCUACACAAGCUUUUAAAGUUACACAACAUUUUACACAUCAUUUGAAUGGGGGGAUUGCACAAGCCCUUCGGGCGCCCCCCCAAAACCCCCCUGCUUCUAGAAGGUUCUAAUGACAAAGCAAUUUUUAAAAUUAGAUUUUGAAGAUAAAAUCUAAUUAUAUCAAACGGGGAAACCCCCUCCCUUCGUAGCGCCGCGUGAGGUUACACGUGAGGGAAAAAUACUCAAGCCCUUCGGGCACCCCCCCAUAACCCCCUUUCCUUGUCUACACCACGUAAAAUAAGAAUUUUAGUAUAAACAUUAAAAUAAAAUGUCUAAUUAUAUGGAAUACGGAGUAACACUUACAGAUGGACAGAAGUCAAAACUAGCUUCUGCGAUAUUAAAUCAGUCACCUUUGACUCUUCGGUUAAAACAUUCGCAUCUUAGAGGAAAUGAUGAGUUAAUGUUGACAAAAAGACAGAUUGCCAAAAUAAAUAAAUCUAUUGCAAAUGGCACAGGAUCUGAUAUAAAAAUAAGUAAAACUCAAAUUAGAAAAUCUGUAAAACACGGAGGAAACUUAUUUUCAUCACUUGCAUCUCUUGGAGCAAAAGUUCUUCCUUUAGCAAUAAAAGGAAUAAGUAAAGCUGUUCCCGCAUUAGCUACAGGAGCUGCCACUGCACUUGGUGAAAUUGGGCUAAAUAAAAUCUUCGGAAAGGGGGGACACUACGGUAUACCAAUUACACCAGAGUUUUUCCCAAUGCUACCGCCAAUUGUAAGAGAAUUUACCAAAUCACAAAUAAAUCAAAUUAACAAAGCUUAUCAAUCAGGUAGUGGAGUAGUUAUAAAACCAACUCGUAAACAGAUAGAAGGAGGAUUUUUAGGUACACUUGCUUCUAUAGGAAUUCCAUUAGCAGUUAGUUUAGUAUCUAAGAUGCUUGGAGGAGGACUUCAGGUUGAUAGACGUGGGUCAUCUAAUACAGCAAAUGUUUACGUUCCACCCACAGAUGGGGGAGGUUAUCCAUAUCGCUCACCACCGUUUAUUGGAACAUGGUCCAACCCUAUAGGAAUGGGAGUGGGGGGGAUGCUCCCCCCCAAAACCCCCCUGCGCAAUAAAAAAAAAAACUCCAAAGGCAAGGGUUUACUAUUAGGAAAAAACAGCCCAUUCAACUCAAUUCCCAUACUAGGCACCAUUUUAUAAUGGGGGAAGCCCCCAAAACCCCCCUGCCCCAUUUCAAGAUUAAACCUCUAUCCAACUUUGACCUCAUGGAAUGGAUAAAAAGACUUGGUAUAAAAAAUUUUAGAGGAAUAUACAGUCGUGAUGGAUUACCAAAAAAGAUUAAAAAAGAAUGUGGAAUAAUUAAUCUAGAUGAUAUAACAGGGCCUGGAACACAUUGGGUUUGUUAUAGAAAUGGGGGAAAACUACGUUUUCCCCCAAAACCCCCUUUCCUCUCAGCAUAUAAUGAAAACCCCCCUGCUGGUGGGGAAAGUGGUUUGUAUGAGUAUUUCGAUCCGUUUGGGCUGAUAAUGCCAAACGAAGUAUUAGACUAUUUUCACACGGGACCUGUAAAACCUAUUGUGUACUCAAUGGAUGAAAUACAAAAUCGCAGUACUGUUCUCUGUGGUUAUUGGUGUUUAUAUUAUUUAUUUGAGAGACAGCGGGGUAAUAGUAUUUUAAAUGUAAUACAUAACCCACAUUUUGAUGAUGAUAACAGCGAUUUUAUAAAGUCAUACUUUAAGGGGAACCUACGGUUCCCCUAACACCCCUCCCUUGGCUACGCUGCGUAAUGUAAAAAUAAUAUUUAACAAAUAUUAUUUUUUUCUAUCUCAGAAAAGAAUUUAGCUUCCAUUUAUUAUAUAAAUAGAUAAUGGGGGGACCUUGUCCCCCCAAAACCCCCCUGCUGCUACGCCGCGUGAGUUUACAGCUCUCUAUAAAAACGUAUUAUUUCUUACUACAUUUUUAAGCAUAUUUGAUUUCUCACUUAUUUCCAUAAGCAACUCAAAUACUUUUAUAAAUUUCGUAUCGUUUUCCAAUCUAGCAAAAUCAGCGUAUUCAUAACUCAUGUUUAAUCUAUCGUAUAUCUUUUGGAGUUCACUUUUGAGAAAAUUAGAUCUGGUAGUCAUAAUUUUUAUCUAAACGUUAUAUAAAAUGAAAGAAACUUAUUGUAUUGUAGAUAAAAGAGUAACUCCUUGUACAGAGCCAAGUGGUUACCAACAAGAUAAAAGAGGUAGAACUCAAUUCUUUUGUAGAUGCGCAGUUUGUGGAAAUAAAAAAGUAAAAUAUAUUAAAAUGGGGGGAGUGCCUCCCCCCAUAACCCCCCUGCAAACUGGAAGUGGAAAAAGAAAAACUAAAAAGAAGACAAAAAACUAAUUAGCCCGUCUGAAGGGGCGGGCGUCUUUGAUACAGUUGUUGGUACAGCAGUUGAUGGAUUUGUACAUUACGGGCUUCCUUGGAUGGGUAAAAAAGCAGUUGAAAUGGGGCGAUAUGGAGCAAGUGAGUUAAUGAGAAACAAAAAUCUUCAGAAGAAAGCUGUAAAUUAUGGAAUUAAUAAACUCACUCCAUUUAUUCAAGAUUCUGUUGGAACAGCCAUGGAUGAACUAUCAACAAAAGUGAGGCCAAAUAAAAAGUAUAAAACUGACAGACCAGAAUUAGACCGAAGGAUUGGAAAAGGAAUUGAUGUUCACAAGCAAAUUGGUAAAUUGCCAAAACCAAAAGGUGGAUGGACAUUGCCAGGGCAUAAAUAUACAGGCCCUUAUAAUGAUCUUGAGAACCAAGUAAGAUAUGAUCCGGAAACCGGAGAAAUAUUAGAAAUUUAUGAUCAACCAACUGGGCCAACCGAUGCUGUUGCCAUGCAGCAUGAUGUUGAUUAUAGUGUUUGUGGGGAUAACCGAAAGUGUAAAAAUAAGGCAGACAGAAAGAUGGUAAAAUCCUUAGAUGCUAUUCCUUGGAAAGAAAGACAAUGGGGACAUACUUUAGCUAGAACAAUAAUUAAUACUAAACAAAAACUUGGACUUGGUUUAAACGCGAGUCGGCGUUGA
This is a messenger RNA of Porites lobata, 5571 nucleotides long. NCBI's taxonomy places the organism in Eukaryota, Metazoa, Cnidaria, Anthozoa, Scleractinia, Poritidae. The record is from the annotation of a GenBank genome assembly.